GAUCUAUUUUACUCACGCGCGAAUAUCACGCCAAAGUUAACAUUCAACAUGAAGGCUCUGAUCUGCCUGAUGUUAAUCGCUGCGGCGUUCGCCGCUGAAGAGAAGACGGUUAAGAAGCGUGGCCUGUACGGCCUGGGAGACUACGGCGGACUUAAUGAUUUAAGUGGAUUAGGUGGAUUAGGUGGAUUAAGUGGAUGGGGCGGUGGCCAUGGCCAUGGCAUCGCUGUCGCCAUUCAGCAGAAGACCGUCGCCGUUCCCGUCGCAGUUCCACAUCCAGUUCCCGUUGAUCGUCCUGUACCUGUCAAGGUUGCAGUCCCCGUCCCACACCCAGUUCCAGUCGCUGUUCCGGUGCCACAGCCCUACCCAGUGAUCCAGACCAAGACGAUCACGGUUCCUGUAGAGAAACCCGUGCCAGUCGCGGUUCCGGUUAAGGUGCCAGUACCAGUGCCUGCUCCGUACCCUGUCAAGGUUGCGGUCCCUCAUCCAGUCCCAGUUCAUGUCUCACAUCCAGUUCCAGUCCCGGUUCCGCAACCCGUCUACAUUAAAGAAGCGGUUCCCGUCCUCAUUAAGAGCGGCCACGGUUACGGCCACUACUAGAUGAAUUUCUCAUUCAAAAAAAGUCACACACCCCCGCUCCAUUUUGACCCUUUCUCCAGCAGCGCAAAAUCCAUCACGACGAGCGUCCGAGUCAAGUGACGCUUCUCUCGUCGUGUAGUGCCUCGAAUUCACGAAAUAAAUCAAUUUUAUAAAUGUUUUCAUAAAGAA
Molecule: messenger RNA, 765 nt
Organism: Linepithema humile (Argentine ant)
Lineage: Eukaryota; Metazoa; Arthropoda; Insecta; Hymenoptera; Formicidae
Product: cuticle protein 65
Source: RefSeq, a predicted model, not a curated record